AUGGUGACAACUAAUCAGGAAGGAAUGAAAUUUGUUAAAGUUCGUGUGCGAAGUACCCGUAUACCUCAAAUGGGAGAUAAAUUCGCGAGUCGUCAUGGUCAAAAGGGUACUAUUGGCGUCACAUAUCGCCAGGAGGAUAUGCCAUUUACUGCAGACGGAAUCACACCGGAUUUAAUCAUAAACCCGCAUGCUAUUCCGAGUCGUAUGACGAUAGGUCAUUUGGUUGAAUGUCUGCUAGGAAAGGUCUCUACCCUAACAGGUAGUGAGGGUGAUGCGACACCGUUCACAGACGUGACUGUCGAAGCAAUCUCGGCUGGUCUCAGGGAGCAGGGUUACCAGUCCCGAGGCUUCGAAGUCAUGUACAAUGGACACACGGGUCGCAAGCUCUCGGCCCAAAUAUUUUUGGGCCCUACCUAUUAUCAGCGUCUCAAGCAUAUGGUAGACGACAAGAUUCAUUCACGGGCGAGAGGACCCGUACAGAUUCUUACAAGGCAGCCAGUAGAAGGACGGAGUCGCGACGGUGGAUUACGUUUUGGAGAAAUGGAACGAGACUGUAUGAUUUCGCACGGUACAGCCAUGUUCCUCAAGGAACGGCUUUUUGACGCGUCUGAUGCAUACCGCAUACAUGUCUGUGACAUUUGCGGAUUGAUGGCUAUAGCAAACUUAAAAAAGAAUACUUUUGAAUGUAAAGCUUGUAAGAAUACUACACAGAUAUCGCAAGUCCACAUUCCAUAUGCAUUAAUGGUGGUUACUCUUAUUGAAAUUGUGGGAAGAUAA
This is a messenger RNA of Paraglomus brasilianum, 777 nucleotides long. NCBI's taxonomy places the organism in Eukaryota, Fungi, Glomeromycota, Glomeromycetes, Paraglomerales, Paraglomeraceae. The record is from the annotation of a GenBank genome assembly.